GCAUUGGAGCGGUAUGGCUCUGCUGAGCGGUGUGUGGUUCGAUAUGAGCAUGUAUGCGUGAACCGACUGAUUUGUACAAUAAAACUCGUGAGUAAGUGACAAACGAAAAUCAGUACCUAGUCGAUCAUUGGUGCGAAUAUUACACAUAAAUUAUAAAACAAAAAUUGAAUUUAAAAAAAAAAAUUCGCCUCCCCAAAAUCAAAACGAAAAAUAUCUUCGCAAAAUCAAAUCUAUCAAAUCACUUUGCCAAGCAGAUCAACAACACUGGAGUCAAAUCCAAUUUCCAUAUCGGUUUUUUUUUGUGUGUAAUUCAUUGGCCAGCAACAAGGAAAUUCCCCUCGCAUCCAAAUCGGAUUACAAAAAAAUAAUAAUAAGCAUUUAUUGUUUACAACAACGAUAACAACAAUAGGAAAUACCGAGUAGGCCACACAUCGACUAAGACACAACACGCACCAAAUCAAUCGCAAACAUUGCACAAACACACACACACAGUUAACCAAUAAUUAGGAAAUAUUAAUCAAAGUAGAUAUAUACGAAACCGAAAGUAAAACCAUAAUAGCAACAACACAAAUAUGGAAGUGACGCCAAAUUAUUCGUAUGUUUUCAAUUUCGAAAAUGAGUUUAUACAUCAAGAUACGCGCAAAUGGAUGAUCAAGAAUUGGACAUGGGUAUUUUACUACUGUGGUGUUUAUAUGCUUAUCAUUUUUGGUGGACAAUUUUGGAUGCAAAAUAGGCCUAGAUUCGAAUUACGUGGUCUUCUGGUGAUAUGGAAUUCAGCGUUGGCCAUAUUUAGUAUUGUUGGCGCUAGCCGAACUGCACCUGAAUUAAUACACGUUCUACGUCACUAUGGGCUAUUCCAUUCAGUUUGUGAUCCAAGCUACAUCGAACAAGAUCGAGUGUGUGGUUUUUGGUCGUGGCUAUUUGUGCUAUCAAAGUUACCUGAACUGGGCGACACACUGUUUAUUGUGCUGCGAAAACAACCGUUGAUCUUUUUACAUUGGUACCAUCACAUCACUGUGCUCAUUUACUCAUGGUUCUCGUACACUGAAUACACAUCGGCCGCCCGUUGGUUCAUUGUUAUGAAUUAUUGCGUACAUUCCGUUAUGUAUUCGUAUUAUGCGCUACGUGCAAUGGGCUAUAAGCCACCACGAUUCAUUCCAAUGGUGAUUACAUCAAUGCAAUUGACACAAAUGAUUGUCGGCUGUACAAUCAAUCUGUGGGCCUAUGAUUAUUUACAAACGAUGAAUCCAUCAUCCUGUAACAUUUCACCGAUCAAUAUCAAAUUGUCCAUUUCCAUGUACUUCAGUUAUUUUGUAUUGUUUGCACGUUUCUUCUAUGUGACAUAUUUAUCACCAAAUGCCCGAAAAGGAAAGCAAGCGUUCAGCGGCAAAGAUCGAUCCGUUCAUCCGGUUGCAUCAUCCGAUGCACAUUUAUCGAAAUUAUCCAGAGCCUCAAUGACAAAUGGUACCACCAACCGAACGGCUGCCACCAUUACCGGAAAACCCGAUAAAUUUAAGGAACAAUAGAAGAACAUACAUACAGACAGACACAUUCUCUUACAAGCGAAUUAAAACUGCGAAUCAUUUACUAGAGAACAAAAAGCCGAUCAAUAAAACGCAUGCAAAAAAUUGGUGAAAAAAUAAAAACUUGAUAAAAAUCAUUAGAUUUAAGAUGUAUUCAACAACAUAAAUAAGAACAUAGAACACUUUUUUGUAUAAAAAACAAAUUAUUGCGAAUUGAAAGUCAUUGAUGCUGUCAAACACAAAUUGUUUAUUUCAUUGAAUGAACACAAGGAAAUUGAUGCCCCAUGCGUCUCUUUUUGUACUGUUGGACAUGUUGAUACAUUUUGCGUAGAACAAAACACAGUUUUUCGUUACGAAAAUUCUCAUUGUGAGAAGAGAAACCGAAUAUUCAGACCGAAUGUCCUUUAUAUAUACGUUAUUUAUUAAGUAUCGCACGCGCCUUGUGUUAUCGCCAAAAAAAAACACUAAACACUUUAAAGAGAAAACAAGAAAAAAAAAACUUUGCGCAUAGAAAGAAACAAGUAUACACUACGCUCUCCCCUGAUGUGUUGGAGAAGAGAAGAAAAACCCCUCACAAAAUGUAUCCCCAUCAAAUUUUGCAAAUAAUAAAAUACGAUUGAUUUUCUUUUUCUCUAUUUCACGUCAACAAUCUUUUUUUUUUUUUUUUGGAAAUUUCUUCUUCAUCUGAUUUUUUUUUCGUUUGUGAAAAAAAAAAUUGUGUCUAUGAAUGCAAGCAAUGAAAUGACGCGAAAACGAAAUGUUCACAUACACACAACAAAUAAACACACAAACACAUUUAUAGUUUACAAUAAGUGAGAGAGGGAAACCAAUAAGUAAUCUACCAAUUUAAAAUAUGUAACAUUAAAUUAUUUUUUAAACUAGAAGAAAGAAAAAUAUUAAAAAAAUAAAGAGAAAAGGGGUAAACAAAAACAAAAACGUUUGAACUAAAUAAAA
Sitodiplosis mosellana (orange wheat blossom midge) is the source of this 2477-nucleotide messenger RNA. RefSeq names its product elongation of very long chain fatty acids protein 6 (gene Baldspot). The coding region runs from base 573 to 1526 and encodes 317 amino acids. NCBI's taxonomy places the organism in Eukaryota, Metazoa, Arthropoda, Insecta, Diptera, Cecidomyiidae. Gene Ontology annotation, molecular function: fatty acid elongase activity. The transcript is spliced from 4 exons. Gene Ontology annotation, biological process: fatty acid elongation, monounsaturated fatty acid; sphingolipid biosynthetic process; fatty acid elongation, saturated fatty acid. The record is from RefSeq and is a predicted model, not a curated record. Gene Ontology annotation, cellular component: endoplasmic reticulum membrane.